AUGGCCUCGCUUUUGGGAACUUACCCGUGGCCCGAGGGGCUGGAGUGCCCGGCCCUGGAAGCCGAGCUGUCGGAUGGGCUGUCGCCGCCGGCCGCCCCCCGCCCGCCAGGGGACAAGGGCUCGGAGAGCCGCAUCCGGCGGCCGAUGAACGCCUUCAUGGUGUGGGCCAAGGACGAGAGGAAACGUCUGGCGGUGCAGAACCCGGACCUGCACAACGCCGAGCUCAGCAAGAUGCUGGGAAAGUCCUGGAAGGCGCUGACCCUGUCGCAGAAGAGGCCCUACGUGGACGAGGCGGAGCGGCUGCGCCUGCAGCACAUGCAGGACUACCCCAACUACAAGUACCGCCCGCGCAGGAAGAAGCAGGCCAAGCGCCUCUGCAAGCGCGUGGACCCCGGCUUCCUCCUGAGCUCCCUGUCCCGGGACCAGAACGCCCUGCCCGAGAAGCGGGGCGGCGGCCGGGGGGCGCUGGGGGACAAAGAGGACCGGGGUGAGUACUCCCCGGGCGCCGCCCUGCCCAGCCUCAGGGGCUGCUACCACGAGGGGCCGGCGGGCGGCGGCGCCCCGGGCAGCACGGACACGUACCCCUACGGGCUGCCCACGCCCCCGGAAAUGUCCCCCUUGGACGCGCUGGAGCCGGAGCAGACCUUCUUCUCCUCCCCGUGCCAGGAGGAGCAUGCGCACUCCCACCGCAUCCCGCACCUGCCCCGGCCCCCUUACUCCCCGGAGUACGCCCCCAGCCCUCUGCACUGCCGCCACCCGCUGGGCUCCCUGGCCCUCGGCCAGUCCCCGGGCGUCUCUAUGAUGUCCACUGUCCCGGGCUGUCCCCCGUCCCCUGCCUAUUACUCCCCCGCCACCUACCACUCUCUCCACUCCAACCUGCACGCCCACCUGGGCCAGCUCUCCCCGCCUCCCGAGCACCCGGGCUUUGACGCGCUGGAUCAGCUGAGCCAGGUGGAACUCCUGGGGGACAUGGAUCGGAAUGAGUUUGACCAGUAUUUGAACACUCCUGGCCACCCAGACUCUGCUGCAGGGGCCGUGGCCCUCAGUGGGCACACCCCCGGCUCUCAGAUGACACCCACGGGCCCCACAGAGACCAGCCUCAUCUCGGUGCUGGCGGAUGCCACGGCCACGUACUACAACAGCUACAGCGUCUCAUAGAGCCGCAGGCCCGCCCAGCCCUGCCUCCGCCCUGGGCACUGAGCACGCCCCUCUCUGACCUGCGCCGAACUGCCGCCCCACCGGCACGUCUGCACUGAGGGACCCUCAGCGAACCGGCUCUGCAGAUCCGAGAACCCUCUCCAUCCCCUUCCUCCCCGGCCCCAACCCCCCGCAGCCUGCAUUUUGAGUAUAUUCCUUCAAAUGAGUUGUCAUUGGCUACACCUGGAAUAAGGCCAGGGCGUUUUGGAAAGACACUGGUUCCAGGUAGAAUUUUCACGGACCUCUCCUCCCGGUUCCCAUCUCAGAAAUAAACGUGUAAAAAGCCCAGCCGCGUUCCCACCUGGGAGCCCUGGGCUGGGAUCCGGAGACCCAGGAUCCUCAGAGGACUGGUGAUACCCUGACUGGCCUCUCCUUCCCUUCCAGCCUGUUC
Eptesicus fuscus (big brown bat) is the source of this 1588-nucleotide messenger RNA. RefSeq names its product SRY-box transcription factor 7 (gene SOX7). NCBI's taxonomy places the organism in Eukaryota, Metazoa, Chordata, Mammalia, Chiroptera, Vespertilionidae. Gene Ontology annotation, biological process: regulation of DNA-templated transcription; anatomical structure morphogenesis; cell differentiation. Bases 1 to 1158 code for a protein of 385 amino acids. The transcript has 2 exons. The record is from RefSeq and is a predicted model, not a curated record. Gene Ontology annotation, molecular function: DNA-binding transcription factor activity, RNA polymerase II-specific; RNA polymerase II cis-regulatory region sequence-specific DNA binding.